CAAGUAGUAUUCAGCUGUUGUCAUACGUGAAAACCUCCUGCGAGCCACCGCGCUCGAAACACUGAAGGCGUCGUUCCGUUGGGAGAGCUCGUCGAUCAACAACUUUAUUAAUUGGCGGGUCCCCCGACUUCGGUCAUCCUCGACACAUACCACUAUCGCUAACGACAGCACCCUCGAUUAUUUCAGUCUCACCAUGUCUGCAAUCAACAUUUCUCCGACACCGACGCCCUUGACGAACACUAAUGGCGUACUCCCUCAUGACGUCCCCGCAGAUGCAACUCCUCCUACAUUCGACGUAUCCAUAUUUAGAUCCUAUCUCCUCUCCCUUCUACCUCCAGUACUUGGUGCUUCUUCAGAGGAGCUCUUCUCCCUGUUCGACGACGAAUUCGAAGAGAGAGUGUCACGGUUUGCUGCAGAAGGUGGAGGUGUGAUCUACGUCGUAAAAGUCAAGGAAGAUUCAGACGAGGACGUGCCUUCACGAUAUUACUACCAGCUCGCCUCACAACUCACGUAUUCUCCUUCGAAUGUGAUGGCGCUGGCACUCAUCAAACGCGGUCACGCCCUCGAUCCUUUGGCACCUCUCGCCACUCAGUUGCACAUUUUGAACCUCUUCGGUGGGGAGGAAACCCCUUACGAAUCCCUUCAUGCAGUAGUAAGUUGUGGAGUGAAACCAUGGUUUGACGCGUUUGUUGGCGCUCGGGGUUCCGGCAAGGAAGGCGACACCAAAAUGGGCAUACCAAUGACGAAGAAGAAAUUUGCCGAGCUUGAGUUAUCGCUGCUGCAUCUACAACAGAACGUCGAAAUACCAGAGACCCAUCUCAUCAUACACCCUGUCAUCCAACGGGCUGUCGAACAGGCCCAAACAACCAACGUGCGACCGAAUAUAUCGUUCAUUCCAGCACGACACCUUAAUGAUAGCACCUUCCUCAAUACUUUGCACUCUCACGUGAAUCAAUGGAUCAAGUCUAUCCAGGCAGUCACCAAGCUCUCCCGAGACGUCUCAUCUGGCACUGCAUCACAAGAAAUCAACUUCUGGCUUAGUCUGGAGCGGGCGUUGGAAGGAAUCGAGGCACAGCUACGAAGUGAAGAAGUAAAUAUGGUUAUGGAGUGUCUUCGCAAUGCCAAACGAUACCAUGCAACCACGAGUUUCAUCGCUGAUACCGGUCUCAAUUCUGCGAUGGAUUUGGUGCACAAAUACAAUCAGUUGAUGAAGGACUUUCCACUAAACGAGCUCCUUUCGGCGACCGAUCUGGAUAAAAUUCAAGAGUCCUUGGUCCUCAUCUUCGGUCAUAUCAACCGCAAGCUUAAACUGUCACCAUAUCCGAUUCGUCGUGCUCUUCCACUCGUCGAAGCGAUAUCACGGGAUUUCAACGAUCAGCUCCUGCGCGUACUUACUUCCCACCGACUUCCGUACACACCGUACGAGACUUUCGAUCGGCUUCUCUCACAAACUCUGAAUAUUUUCCGGACAUGGGAUGAUCUCAUCAAGGAGUUCACGAAUGUCGCGCGUGAAGUGACGCGUAAGCGAUCGGAGAAAUUCAUUCCUAUCAAGGUAGUGCCUGCACACGCGAAACUCCAGGAACGGGUACGCUAUCUUCGUGAUUGGAGAAAGCAGCAUGAACAACUCGCGGUGAUGACCGGGCCCACGAAAGGCUUGACGACUCUUGCGAAAGAAGUCGGGGGCAUGGAUAUGGAGGAGGAAGUUAAGGAAGCAUAUGAGGUGAUAAAACGUAUUGAUGUUCUUGAUGUCUCGGUCGAGGGCACGGAGAUUUGGGUGGCGGCCGAAAACGCUUACAACGAACGGGUAGCGAGGGUAGAGAAUCAGAUUAUUGCACGGCUACGUGACAGGCUUGGUACGGCACGCAACGCAAAUGAGAUGUUCAGAGUGUUCUCCAAGUUCAAUGCCUUGUUUGUACGGCCAAAGAUUCGAGGUGCCAUUCAGGAGUAUCAAACUCAACUUAUUGAUUCGGUAAAAGAAGACAUUAAGCGAUUGCACGAUAAGUUCAAAACUCAAUAUCGUUUUUCAGAAGCUUACCACAUGUCUCAAAUGCGUGACCUUCCACCCAUUGCUGGUGCCAUCAUUUGGGCUCGCCAAAUAGAGCGGCAACUCCUGGCUUACAUGAAGCGAGUAGAGGAUGUACUGGGCAAAGGCUGGGAGCUAUACGCAGAAGGGCAGAAACUUCAAUCCGAGUCUGCAGCAUUCCGAAAGAAGCUCGACGUUCGGCCCGUAUACGAUGCCUGGCUACAUGACAUCAACCGGAGAGAUAUGGCAGUUAACGGACGCCUCUUCGAGAUUGUGAGAUUGCGCGGAGGAGGGUUCCAACUUGCGGUCAACUUCGAUCCACAGACCAUCACGUUGUUCAAGGAGGUACGGAACUUGCUCUGGCUUGGGUUCCAAGUUCCGCAUAUGAUCACGAACAUGGCCAAAGACGCGAAACGAGUGUAUCCACAUGCUGUUUCAUUGAUGGAGACAGUCAGGACGUACGGUCAGACACUGGACCUGGUGGAAAAGAACCAGGGAAUUGAGUGGCUUGUUGCCGAGUACCGGAAUGAUGCACAGAGGAUGGUCGCCAAAGGCAUGAACAUCCGUUGGGACCAUUUCGUCAACCAUUAUGACACUGCCCGCUUCGUAUCAGGCGCGGAUGGACGGGACAAUAGACAUAUCCAGUUCGUCAGGGAAUUUGCGAGUGUAGUUUCUGUUCUACAGGACAAAACAAACAACGUGAUCGAUCUGUAUCGGGACAUCCUUCGUGCAGUCGAAGACCUUGCGACCUGCCCGUAUACUAGCGAGGCAUUCUUGGAGUUGCUGAGCAGGAUACAAGCUGCGAUCGAUCGCUUGAACUUGGAAGGAUAUGCAAAUCUGGAACACUGGGUCGCGGAGCUCGAUAAACGAAUAGAAGGUAUCCUAUUGCAACGAUUGGUCCAUAUCAUUCAAGUGUGGUGCUCCGAAUUCGACCGUGUUGAUGACGAUGGCCGCCGUGACAUGAUAUCAUUGCGUGACCUAACGAACAAACGAAGAGCCGGCAAGGGCAGCCGAGAAGAGAAGUUCGUUGAAGGAAGUAUUGCCAUCAAACCUAUUGUGCAUGAGAUCCGGAUACAAGACCAGGUUAUUUUCUUGGAUCCCCCAAUAGAAUAUGCACGUUCCACAUGGAUCAAACAACUACAUGAUUGGCUCGGUGUUAUCUGUCGGCUUCGUCGGAUCCAGAGUUCGCGAUACGAGAUUGGGUUGCAGAUGCAGCGGAACCUUGCAUCAGAGACAACCUAUACAUCUUUGCUUACCCACUUCCCUGACAAUACCCUCGAGCGGCCUUUUGCGUUAAUCGAACUCAAGGUUCAGCAGCUCAAAGACUACGUCGCAAAAUGGCUACAAUUCCAGUCCCUCUGGGAUCUCGAGGCCGAAUACGUCUUUAACCGCUUAGGCGAUUCACUGGCCCACUGGCAGCAACUUCUCACCGAAAUUAAGAAAACACGUUCGACGUUCGACACAUCGGAGACGCAACGCAGCUUCGGAGUAUGUAUCGUCGACUACGAGCAGGUACAGGCCCGAGUCAACGCCAAGUACGACGCAUGGCAGCGUGACAUAUUGAGUCGAUUCGGCGUGAAGCUUGGGAAUGCGAUGAAGGAGAUGCAUGCUGCGAUCUUGAAAGCGAGGAACGAACUUGAGCACCACUCCAUCGAGGGCCUUGUUGGGGGUGUGAGGAGGUUCUAAUAGGUACAUGCUGUCAUCGAAUUUUUCUGAAUACCCCCCUUCUCCCUCUCUUUUCAAUUCCCGUCCACUUUCACCCGUCCAUUCAUUUGAUCGUGAUCGCUGGGUCGUUCGUCCGUUCCCUUUUUAUGUGGAUUUUUGACUCGCACUCUCCUUCCGCUACUACUGUAUCAGAUAGGAUACGCAUAUAUAUACUUGUGUAAUGGUGGAUAUAUCCUG
Pisolithus orientalis is the source of this 3925-nucleotide messenger RNA. RefSeq names its product dynein heavy chain, N-terminal region 1-domain-containing protein. Gene Ontology annotation, biological process: minus-end-directed vesicle transport along microtubule; mitotic cell cycle; establishment of spindle localization. The coding region runs from base 194 to 3709 and encodes 1171 amino acids. The transcript is spliced from 14 exons. Gene Ontology annotation, molecular function: minus-end-directed microtubule motor activity; dynein intermediate chain binding; dynein light intermediate chain binding. Gene Ontology annotation, cellular component: cytoplasmic microtubule; cell cortex; cytoplasmic dynein complex. NCBI's taxonomy places the organism in Eukaryota, Fungi, Basidiomycota, Agaricomycetes, Boletales, Pisolithaceae. The record is from RefSeq and is a predicted model, not a curated record.